Lampris incognitus (smalleye Pacific opah) is the source of this 6779-nucleotide messenger RNA. RefSeq names its product FLII actin remodeling protein (gene flii). Gene Ontology annotation, biological process: barbed-end actin filament capping; actin filament severing; actin polymerization or depolymerization. Gene Ontology annotation, cellular component: actin cytoskeleton; nucleus; cytoplasm. Gene Ontology annotation, molecular function: phosphatidylinositol-4,5-bisphosphate binding; actin filament binding. Bases 65 to 3847 code for a protein of 1260 amino acids. The record is from RefSeq and is a predicted model, not a curated record. NCBI's taxonomy places the organism in Eukaryota, Metazoa, Chordata, Actinopteri, Lampriformes, Lampridae. The transcript is spliced from 31 exons.
CCCUGCUGCUGCUAGACCAAAAUAGACCGGCGAGAGUUUAGCGACGAGACACCCAGAACCAGAAAUGGCCGCCACCGGAGUUCUCCCCUUUAUUAGGGGAGUAGACCUCAGUGGAAACGACUUUAAAGGUGGUUAUUUUCCGGAGCAUGUCAAGUCUAUGAGCAGUCUGCGAUGGCUGAAGCUGAACAGGACGGGGCUAUGUUACCUCCCAGAAGAGCUGGCCUCUCUGCAGAAGCUGGAGCACCUUUCAGUGAGUCACAACAGUCUGACAACCUUACAUGGAGAACUAUCCAGCCUCCCAAACCUACGGGCAGUGGUGGCCAGAGCAAACAACCUGAAGAACUCUGGUGUCCCAGAUGACAUCUUUCAACUUGAUGACCUCUCUGUGCUGGACCUGAGCUACAACCAGCUGACUGAGAUCCCCAGGGAUCUGGAGAACAGUCGCAACAUGCUGGUGCUGAACCUGAGCCACAACGGCAUCGACUCCAUCCCCAACCAGCUGUUCAUCAACCUGACAGACCUGCUGUACCUGGAUCUGAGUGACAACAAGCUGGACAGCCUACCCCCUCAGAUGAGACGCCUGGUCCAUCUGCAGACACUCAUACUGAACAACAACCCGCUGAUGCACGCACAGCUACGCCAAUUACCAGCCAUGGUGGCGCUACAGACUCUACACCUGAGGAACACCCAGAGGACUCAAAGCAACAUGCCCACCAGCCUGGAGGGACUGACACACCUAGCGGAUGUGGACCUGUCAUGUAAUGAUCUAACCCGUGUACCAGAGUGUCUCUACUCCCUGAGCAGUCUGAAGAGACUCAAUCUGAGUAGUAACCAGAUCUCAGAGCUAUCUCUCUGCAUUGACCAGUGGACACAACUGGAGACACUCAACCUUAGUCGCAACCAGCUCACCUCACUACCUUCUGCAAUCUGUAAACUGUCCAAACUGAAGAAGCUGUAUGUGAACUCUAACAAGCUGGACUUUGACGGGGUUCCAUCAGGAGUGGGCAAGCUGGCCAGUCUCAUAGAAUUCAUGGCUGCAAACAACAAUCUAGAACUCAUUCCAGAGGGGCUCUGCAGGUGUGGUAAACUGAAGAAGUUGGUGCUGAACAAAAACCGCCUGGUAACAUUGCCAGAGGCUAUUCACUUCCUCACUGACUUAGAGGUCCUGGAUGUACGAGAGAACCCCAAUUUAGUGAUGCCUCCUAAGCCAGUAGACAGGACAGCUGAGUGGUACAACAUUGACUUUUCCCUGCAGAACCAGCUAAGGCUAGCUGGCGCAUCACCUGCCACAAUAGCUGCUGCUGGAGGAGGAGCCAGCCCCCGCGACCCCCUGGCAAGGAAGAUGAGGCUGAGGAGGAGAAAGGACUCUGCUCAAGAUGACCAGGCCAAGCAGGUGCUGAAAGGCAUGAGCGACGUGGCCCAGGAGAAGAAGCACUUGGAGGAGAAUGGAGACCUGAAGUAUAGCGAUCUAAAAACGCGGCGGUGGGACAAGAGUCUGGAGAAGCCUCAUUUGGACUACUCAGAGUUCUUCUUAGAAGACGCGGGGCAGGUGCCAGGUGUGUCUGUGUGGCAGAUAGAGAACUUUAUUCCCAUGCAGGUGGACGAGGCGUUCCAUGGCAAGUUCUAUGAGGCAGACUGCUAUAUCAUCCUCAAAACCCUCCUAGAUGACAACGGAGCAUUAACUUGGCAGAUCUACUACUGGAUUGGCCAGGAAGCCACACUGGACAAGAAGGCGGGCUCUGCCAUCCAUGCCGUCAACCUCAGGAACUUCCUGGGCGCCGAGUGCAGGACCAUUCGGGAAGAGAUGGGAGAUGAGAGCGAGGAGUUCAGUGCUGUGUUUGACAAUGAAAUUUCCUACAUCGAGGGAGGAACCGCCAGUGGCUUUUAUACUGUGGAGGACACUCAGUAUCCUGUCAGAUUGUAUAGAGUUUAUGGCAAGAAGAAUAUUAGGCUGGAAUCUGUGCCUCUCAAAGCCUCCUCACUUGACCCACGUUUUGUUUUCCUGCUGGACACGGGUCUUGAGAUUUUUAUCUGGAGAGGAGCCAACGCUACUCUCAGUGGCACCACUAAGGCGAGGUUGUUUGCAGAGAAGAUCAAUAAGAAUGAACGUAAAGGAAAGGCAGAGAUCACCACCCUCAUACAGACUCAAGAGCCUCCCGGCUUCUGGGAGACACUCGGGGGACAACCCGAGGAGAUCAAGAAACACGUACCCGAUGACUUCUCUCCUAUCAGACCAAAACUGUACAAGGUGGGCCUGGGUCUGGGUUACCUGGAGCUGCCUCAGAUCAACUACAAGCUGUCAGUAGAGCACAAGGACAGCAAGGUCAAACUGGAUACACUGCCAGAGCUGAGACUGCUGCAGUCUCUGCUUGAUACAAAGGGUGUGUACAUCCUGGACUGUUGGUCCGAUGUGUUCAUCUGGAUUGGCAGGAAGUCGCCUCGUCUGGUUCGUGCAGCUGCUUUAAAACUGGGUCAGGAGAUCUGUUCUAUGUUGCACCGGCCCAAACAUGCCUGUGUCACACGCAACCUGGAAGGCACCGAGUGCCAGGUGUUUAAGUCCAAGUUUAAGAACUGGGAUGAUGUGCUGAAGGUGGACUACACCAGAGCUGCUGAGACUGUACAACAGAAAGACAAUCUACAGGGCAAGGUGAAGAAGGAUGCUGAGCGAAAGGACCAGAUGAAGGCUGACCUCACUGCUCUCUUCCUUCCCAGGCAGCCGCCUAUGCCUCUCACUGAGGCAGAACAGAUGAUGGAGGAGUGGAAUGAAGACCUGGACGGGAUGGAGGGGUUUGUGUUGGAAGGAAAGAAAUUUGCUCGUCUGCCAGAGGAGGAGUUUGGACACUUCUACCAACAGGACUGCUACGUCUUCCUCUGCAGGUACUGGGUACCUGUGGAAUAUGAAGAGGAUCAAAAGGAGAAGAAGGAGGGAGGGGGUAAAGAGGAUGAGGAGGAGGAUAAACAGCCGGAGGAGGACUUCCAGUGUGUGGUAUACUUCUGGCAGGGCAGGGAGGCCUCCAACAUGGGCUGGCUGACCUUCACCUUCUCACUGCAGAAGAAGUUUGAGAGUCUGUUCCCUGGCAAACUGGAGGUGGUACGUAUGACUCAGCAGCAGGAGAACCUCAAGUUUCUGUCACACUUUAAGAGGAAGUUCAUCAUCCACAAAGGGAAGAGGAAACAGAAAGCUGACUCCGCCCAGCCCUCCCUCUACCACAUACGCACCAAUGGCAGUGCACUUUGCACCAGGACCAUCCAGAUUGGAACAGACUCUAGCAAUCUCAAUUCUGAGUUCUGCUUCAUUCUCAAGGUUCCAUUUGAGAGCACAGACAACCAGGGCAUCGUUUACACCUGGGUGGGCAGAGCAGCUGACCCUGAUGAGGCCAAAUUGGCCGAGGACAUCAUGAACAGCAUGUUUGACGACACAUACAGCAAACAGGUGAUUAAUGAGGGAGAGGAGCCAGAGAACUUCUUCUGGGUGGGGAUUGGUUCACAGAAACAGUAUGACGAGGAUGCAGACUACAUGAAAUAUGCUCGGCUCUUCAGGUGUUCCAAUGAGAAGGGUUAUUUCUCUGUGUCAGAAAAGUGUUCAGACUUCUGUCAGGAUGACUUAGCCGACGACGAUAUCAUGCUGCUUGACAACGGCAAAGAGGUGUACAUGUGGGUCGGCACUCAGACCAGCCAGGUUGAAAUCAAACUCAGUCUCAAAGCCUGCCAGGUAUACAUUCAGCACAUGCGCUCUAAAGAAGCUGAACAGCCCAGGAAGCUGCGACUGGUCCGGAAGGGAAACGAGCCCCACUGCUUCACACGCUGUUUCCAUGCCUGGGGAGCCUUUAAGACUCCUCCUGCAUAGACCAGAUGCAACCUCUCUGGCAUUGUCUCCUACACACACAUAACACAAACCGCAGAUUGCACAUGCAUACCUAUUUAAAAAUUAGCACAUGCCCCCGCUCCCAACAAACAACCAGAUGUUUGGCUGCCAUGUAGUUUUCUACCAGUGAAAAGAUGUCUUUGCUUAGUCCAGCUUUAUCCAAAGCCCUGAACACCCGCAAUCCCCAAUCCUGCUCAGUGGUUCUGCCUAACAGCUUCUUGCUCCCCUUCCCGGGCAUCUAUUGCAGUCUUUUCAAUUGCUUAAAACCCACUAGCCUGGGCGUCCGGGUAGCACAGCGGUCUAUUCCGUUGCCUGCCAACACAGAGAUCUCCAGUUCGAAUCCACAUGCUAUAUCCGGCUUGGUCGGGCGUCUCUACAGACACAAUUAGCCGUGUCUGUGGGAGGGAGGCUGGAUGUGGGUAUGUGUCCUGGUCGCUGCACCAGCGCCUCCUCUGGUCGGUCGGGGCACCUGUUCAGGUGGGAGGGGGAACUGGGGGGAAUACCGUGAUCCUCCCACGUGCUACGUUCCCCUGGUGAAACUCCUCACUGUCAGGUGAAAAGAAGUAGCUGGCGACGCCACAUGUAUUGGAGGAGACGUGGUAGUCUGCAGCCCUCCCCGGAUCAGCAGAGGGGGUUGGAGCAGUGACCAGGAUGACUCAGAAGAGUGGGGUAAUUGGCCGGAUACAAUUGGGGAGAGCCUGAUAACUCUUAGCAGAACAACAAUCCACACUAUUUCAGUAGAAUUCCCCUUAAGAUUUUCAGAUCAGUGGUAUAUUUUGCAGUUUGGCUGCCAUCUACAACAUACAUCACCAUAUGAGGGGGCAAGAGGCUCUUGGCUAUCCACCUACUGCUAUCUACAGCAAAGCGUCACUUUUUUUUUUUCUACAAGCUUUUAAGCAGCAGGCCUGAAUAUCACAACUAUUGUUGAGUGAGAGAAGAGAUUUAUGUUUUGCAAUUGUUCCAGGUGUACAGAUGUUUUAUAAAGAGUCGAGGGAGGCAGUUUUGUCCCCUCUUAACAUAUCGAUCUGUCUGGCCGGUUUUUCACUUGACUUGCGUGAGGACAUUGUUGUUCUGUAUGGCCAUUACAUUUCACACGGGGGAGCACCGAGGCCUUUGCAUUUAUAAGUUUGCCACCCACCCAGUUCUGUGAUGCCAUUUCGCGCAAGUCAUUUGAAGUUGGAUCUAAGGUGGAUUAAAACAGACGUUUUUAAUCAUUAUAUUUGUUCGUUUUGUCAUCAAGGGAUUGAACAGGAAGCAGCACUGGCAUUGUUUUCUGAGGGAUUUUGUCUAUAUAUUUGUUAUUUUCUCGUUUUUUGUAAUCGUCUUUUCUGUCAUGAAGAACUUUGCUCAGUAUGUGUGUGUUUACCCCCAGGCGCCUUUGUUGAAACACGGUCUCUCUAUCCGCGGCCUUGAUCCGAUCGCUCUUCUCACCUCCUCUCCCACACGUUUACUGAUCUGAGACAGGCUGGCCAGAGGGAUCUAAGGUAGAUCUACACAGAAAUAGAAAUGUUUGCUAGCCAGCCCUGUAUGGCCUAUUGUGUGCUUUUUAUUACUGGUCUGCAGGGGGGGCACAUGGAGCUCUGGAAAGUGGUGAAUCACAUACGACAUUUAUACGGAACAUUUGAGUAUUUCCUGGAUUUCUUCCCCCCUUUUUCUCCCCAAAACACAAUAUAUUUUAUGUCAUAGUUCCACCAUAGUGUCAAAUAAUGAUGGAGCCAAAGAAAUGAGUGUCCAGUGACUAAAGUAAAGCAUCUGAGAUGGAUAGAAUGUAGGAACACAAGCACUUCAAUGGGGCAGCCUGUCUUGAAAAGUCACAUCUUGGUGUGCGCCACAACACUGAGACGGGGGGGGAAACACGUUCUCUUCCUGUGUAAAUGCAACUUUCGUGGUACGUUCAUUUCCAUUGUGAGCCGCUGGAAAGGAGUUCCUUGUAGCCAAUUGAAUGAGAUAGUUAAAACGGCCGAAACCCUUCCAUCAGUGAGUUUCAUUUACAGAUCAGUUUUCCUGAUCCGAGGAGAAGACGCGAUCCACAUGUAGGAGCAGCAGGAAAGAGCCUUGUUUAUGUACAUCUGUAUCUUAAUUUACGUUGUAGGGACAGAGUUGUUAAAAUGUGCAAUCAAUAGAUCAUGGGAGAGACUAAAACCUUUAAGCGAUUGUCGUGUCCUACUGUCCAAUUCACAGGUUGCGUGCAAAUCGUCAAGUUCCUCAUCCAUGCUUUUUCUAUUGCCUUUCGAGUAAAGGCCAUGGAGAAAGGUCAGGGAAUCGCUGUGUAUUUCUUUUCCAGAGCCGCGAAAUAACCCAGUCUGUUAAAAGACCUGACAUACAAAACUCGAAUCUCUGUUAGAGCCAGAGGAUCCAGAUCUAAACUGCUGCCUUUUCUGUUUGAACCGCUUCAUCGGUCAGUACUGUACAGUGAGAGUGAAGUGUUAAAAUUUUAGCUUCAGAUUUCUCACUCAGGAACAAAACUGUUCUUUUCUCGACGGCUCAAAUACAAUCUUGGCAGGCGAUCGGUGGUUAAGGAUUGAACCAUCGAUUGAACCAUUUAAACUUAAGAUGUGCUGUGAUAAGUCGCCUUAUCUGGUUCUGUCGGUUUCAGAUCAGCGUCUUUGUUAACAGGCGAUCGACGGUCAAGUUUAAUCUGAUUUUAGAGCUGUCAGCCUUAUCUGGGAAUACAUUACUGCUGCAGCGUCCGCUGGCCCGAGAGACAUGUCGGAUAUAAACUACGGAUUUACCAACCGACCGCAGCCACUGUCUUUUUGUACCCUUUUUUUUUUUCUCUCUUGGGUUAAUUGUGUGCUUGUCUGACUGAGUCAUACAUGUUUGUGUGUUUGCGUCUUAUUAUGUGCACAUGCUCCUGAUGUCACCUGCAGAUGCUCUAUUUAUGUAUUUUAUAUGAAAAUAAAGUUUCACGUCA